AUGCAUAAUCUACAAAGAAGGGUGGAUGUCAGCAUUAGAAGUUUCUAUAUUUUCAAUUCCACCUAUGGUCUAAAAGAGGGACAUGAAAAGGAAAAAAUACUCUUCUAUCAUCCCAAGGAUAUUGAGUUGAACACGAAAAUAUCCGAUAUUGGAUUGAGUCAAGCAUUUACAACAUUUACGGAUACCUUCACGGAUGAACCUGGUGGCUGUGAAGUUAUACACACGGAGAAAACCGUUCAAUUACUAUAUCAAGCUGAACCAACAUUUUGGUUAGUAUUGGUUCUAAAUGUCCCCAAGGAAAUGCUAACAAAGGAUGGUGUCGAUUAUGCUGAAUAUCAUCCAUAUGAACUACAUGAUGACGUCUAUCGUCGUGUAUUAAUUAUGGCCUAUGAACGUUUUCGCAUGCAAGAGGGUACAUUCCAAAUGCUCUUGGACGAGAAUCCUGAUAAUGGUCGGGAAAUUUUGGUGGACAAGUUGGAGGAGUUUUUCGAUAAGUACAUUUCAUCAUUGAAAUUACCAGCCGAGGAUAUAUUUGAAUUUAUACGUUCCUUACAAUAUUUACCAUUGGAUAAAGUAUUAUUCCUGAGAGUCCAUAACUUUAUUGAAUCCCUUAAAUCAUCAUAUCCCACAAUUAAGGAUUCGUUAUUCCUCUACAAGAACACAGUUGUAACUUGCGGUCGUUUUCAUUCCACCCAGCUAUAUACACUCUAUCGAUUUGUCCAGGAACAUUUGAAAACACCAAUAACAGCGAAUGGAGAACUUACAACAACACGUGAUACCAAACAUACUGUACACAAAAUAUAUAUUCAUAGCAACAAAGAUGGUAUUAAACCAUAUCGUAUGGUUAUAUAUCCAUCGACCAAUGUUAGCUUAUGCCUCUUCUUCGAACAACAAUGUAAUGAAAUUACCCAACAAUAUCUGGAAGAUAUUGGCAAUGUACUUAGUACACAAUUAUAUAUUUUAUCACGUGACAUUGAAGACUACUUAGAUAAACAGGUGAAUAUGACAACAACAACAAGUAAAGCAACAGCAUCAUCGACCGGUGAUAGUGACUAUGGUACUAAAUAUUUAUUUAUAAAUGAUCGAAGCCUCCAAAUGAUAACAAAUCUUGGUGAAGAUGAUAGUCAACGUAAGACGAAAUUAUCACAAAAUAUUCUAAAUGUGAUGGCAGAUAUAUUUAGCCUCACGGGGGAUAACCAUGAUAAUAGUAAGGUGCAUGAUAUGGCCAUUCCCAAUCAAGAGGAAAUAAUGGUCAAGUCCACGGAUGAUUUUUGGGUAGUCAAGCGACAUGGUAAUUGGCGUCAACGUUUUGUCAUUGUCUUCAGUACCAAACCCACCCUGCUCGAUAUGACUAAAGAAGCUGAACGUAUAUUUACUGAAUAUGAUAUUAAAGAUGGUGUAUUCUCUGACAAAUAAACAAAAUUAUCAAAUAAAUAAA
Musca vetustissima is the source of this 1438-nucleotide messenger RNA. It is a transcript of the gene Ccz1, whose product is annotated as vacuolar fusion protein CCZ1 homolog. Gene Ontology annotation, cellular component: Mon1-Ccz1 complex; intracellular membrane-bounded organelle. The transcript is spliced from 5 exons. NCBI's taxonomy places the organism in Eukaryota, Metazoa, Arthropoda, Insecta, Diptera, Muscidae. The record is from RefSeq and is a predicted model, not a curated record. The coding region runs from base 1 to 1416 and encodes 471 amino acids. Gene Ontology annotation, biological process: vesicle-mediated transport.